Molecule: messenger RNA, 660 nt
Organism: Kazachstania africana CBS 2517
Lineage: Eukaryota; Fungi; Ascomycota; Saccharomycetes; Saccharomycetales; Saccharomycetaceae
Gene: HIS3
Product: imidazoleglycerol-phosphate dehydratase HIS3
Exons: 1
Coding region: 1-660 (219 amino acids)
Biological process (GO): L-histidine biosynthetic process
Molecular function (GO): imidazoleglycerol-phosphate dehydratase activity
Source: RefSeq, a predicted model, not a curated record
AUGCGUCAAUCUAAGAUUGUCAGAAAUACAAACGAAACCAAGAUUCAAAUUUCUUUGUCGUUGGAUGGUGGUAAAUUAGACCCUUUACCAUCUAUUAUUGACGAAAACGCUUCAAAACAUGCGACAAAACAAACGACAAAUUCACAGUCGAUAUAUAUCAACACAGGUGUUGGGUUUCUCGAUCACAUGAUCCAUGCCCUCACAAAACACGCAAAUUGGUCUAUUUUCUUAGAAUGUCAAGGUGAUUUAUACAUUGAUGAUCAUCACACGGUAGAAGAUGUGGGCAUAGCACUCGGAGAGGCAUUCAAACAGGCACAUAUGACGAAUCAAAAGAAUGUAAAGAGAUUCGGAUACAGUUAUGCACCAUUGGACGAAGCAUUAUCUCGUGUUGUUGUAGAUUUAUCGAACCGUCCUUGCUCUGUAGUGAAUCUACCUUUCAAGACUGACAGAAUCGGUAAUUUAACUACUGAGAUGAUCCCACAUUUUCUCAAUAGUUUUGCACAAGCUGGUAACUUCACUUUGCACGUGGACUCAAUAAGAGGUGAUAACGACCAUCACAUCAGCGAGAGCGCAUUUAAAGCUCUAGCAUUAGCGUUGAAAACGGCACUUUCAUAUGAUGCUCAAAACGAAAUGCCCUCUACGAAAGGUGUCCUUUAUUAG